Messenger RNA from Columba livia (rock pigeon), 1872 nucleotides. RefSeq names its product T-cell surface glycoprotein CD1b-1-like. Gene Ontology annotation, biological process: immune response; antigen processing and presentation, endogenous lipid antigen via MHC class Ib; positive regulation of T cell mediated cytotoxicity. Gene Ontology annotation, cellular component: external side of plasma membrane. The transcript has 5 exons. Lineage: Eukaryota; Metazoa; Chordata; Aves; Columbiformes; Columbidae. Bases 863 to 1777 code for a protein of 304 amino acids. The record is from RefSeq and is a predicted model, not a curated record. Gene Ontology annotation, molecular function: endogenous lipid antigen binding; exogenous lipid antigen binding; lipopeptide binding.
GCCCAGGCUGCCCAGGGAGGUUGUGGAGUCUCCUUCUGUGCAGACAUUCCAACCCGCCUGGACACCUUCCUGUGUAACCUCAUCUGGGUGUUCCUGCUCCAUGGGGGGAUUGCACUGGAUGAGCUUUCCAGGUCCCUUCCAACCCCUGACAUUCUGGGAUUCUGGGAUUCUGUGAAAUGCAUCCAUAGCAGGAUGAAGCUCAGCCACCAAACAUGGAGAAUAGAUGCAUCUGGUGAGCAAACAAGGUAGGAAAACGUAGUCAUAUGCAUGACCUCCCAAGAUACCCUACAAUAACACAGAACCAAGCACCCAGUACUGGGCGGGUGUCCGCAAAUGCUUGUUCACAGCCCUCCAGAGACCCGACAAGAACACUCACAUCAACACCCAGGUGUUCGAGAGGUCUCUUCAGGUGGUUCAGCCCAGCCCAGCGGGUGCUGGUUCCCACACACCCAGUGCAGCACCAAGAGGCACUGCAGCCCUGCCCCCUGCACCCCAAUCACUCAGGUGCAAUUCUGGGCUCAAGGGAACACAGCCCACACCUGAGGGGGGACUGCCAGGACAAGUGCUACCUGCAGAGUCUGUGAGGGCCAGUGGUCACCUGAGGUGGAACUGCAGUCCUGCAGUCACCUGGCAGGGGUCAAGGAGGACGAACAGUCACUUGGGAGGACUGUAAGAACCAAUGUCACCUGAGGUGACUGUGGGGACCAAUGAUCUGUGUGGACGAAGAGCACCCUGCCCCUUUUUGUCAUUUCCUGACUGAAGGAAGUGACAAUAUCAAGGAACAAGAAGUUGAGACCUCUCCUACAGCAUGUAAGAAAGUGAAGAAAACAAGAAAUAAAAAAGGCAUGAGGGAGCCUUCACUAUGCGGCUGCUCCGGAUCUCCACCUUCCAAAACAGCUCCUUUGUGGACACGGAGGGCAUGGGCCUGCUGGAAGACAUCGAGCUGGGUUCCCUUGAUCAGCAUACCUGGAAAAUCCGCUUCCACCAGCCCUGGGUACGCCCAGCCCUUCCCAGUGGUGACUGGGACGCGAUGGAGAACAUGAUCAAGAUCUAUUUGCAACAAUUCAACUACCAGUUCAAUGAAGGUGCUGUGCAGAAUAAUGUACCCUACCCCAUUGUGUUCCAAGGCAUGGCGGGCUGCACGCUCUACCCCAACAAAACCUCCCAGGCCUUUGUGCAAGUGGCCUACAAUGGCCAGGACUUCUUCAGCUUCUGUGUGGACGAUGUCACUUGGGUCCUCUCCCAAGACACCGACUUGUCACAGUAUGCCCAGUCCAUUAUCCAGAAUUAUACUGCCUUCACUGACAUGCUAACCGUGCUCCUCAACGACACCUGUAUCGACUACAUGGAGAGGUUACUGCACUAUGGGAAGGCAGCUCUGGAGAGACAAGAGCUGCCCGUGGCCACCGUCUUCGCCCGCACACCCAGCCCAGCCCAGCUCCUGCUGGUUUGCCGCGUCACCGGCUUCUACCCGCGGUCCAUCAGCGUGGCCUGGCUGCGGGAUGGCCAGGAGGUGCCGCCAGGCCCAGACACCAACACCAGCGCCAUCCUGCCCAACGCCGGCCUCACCUACCAGCUGCGCAGUGUCCUGGCCGUGGCCCCCCAUGACGGGCACAGCUACGCCUGCCGCGUGCGCCACCGCAGCCUGGGCACCCGCAGCCUCCUCAUCCCGUGGGGGUACUCAGAUGUGGUGCUGAUUGCAGGACUUGUGGCUGGGCUGCUGGCAGUUGUGGCCAUGGCUGCCGUCAUGGUGUUUUGGCUGUGGAGACGCAGGUGAGGCCCUUUCUGUCCCAGGGAGCUGCAGUGAAUUAAUGGUGCUAAUUACAGGAAACACCAAAGGAAAAAAAAAAAUAAAGUGUGUUUGUGUUGCUA